Lolium perenne is the source of this 688-nucleotide messenger RNA. RefSeq lists its product as uncharacterized. Lineage: Eukaryota; Viridiplantae; Streptophyta; Magnoliopsida; Poales; Poaceae. The record is from RefSeq and is a predicted model, not a curated record.
UAACAACCCACUUCAUCUUCUCCGACCUUGGCUCGGCCGGGCAGCUUGUGCCACGACCACGAUCUGCCGCCGCCGCCGCCGCCGCCUCCUCUCUCCGGCGACCGCUGCUUCUGACACGUUGCAGCUUGUAGUUGUAGCCAGCGGCGCGGCAUGAGGUUCGCGGGGUGGUACCUGAAGAUCGCCGCCGGCGGCGCGGCCAUAGGCGCCUGCAUGGAGCUGUUCAUGAUCCACACCGGAUUCUAUGAGCAGGUAACGAUGCUGGAGUCGGAAAAAAGAGCUUGGGAAAGCAGUCCAGAAGCACAAGCUAUGAGAGAAGCCUUGAAUCCAUGGCACAAGCGUGAUGAAAAGGGUGAUGAAAAAGAGAAAUGAUAGGCACAAGCUAUUAUCGGUCCUCCUUUCAAGUAAUUGCACUCCCAUCCUUCAGCUGUACUGUAGUCGCUUGAACGAGGCAAUAUGGAAUGCAGCAUUUUUUGCAGUUGUCGAAACAUGUACCCUUUAUCUCUGGGAUUGCUGGUUGGCAGCUUUCAGCUAUUUUCUAAAAGAGAUUGCCCUUAUGGAUCCAUGUGUCUUCUUCCCUACGAGGAUUCUUUUUUCUUUUUUGACACAUAUGUCAUAUGCAUCCAUUUUGGGUGUCAGUCAAGUUCCAUAACUGCUAUCUUUAGCAAUAUAACAAAUAAUUUUAAACUCA